CCGAGCUGUGCCUGGCAGCUGCAAGCAACGCCCUGCACCCAGGCCCUUUGCAAUAAACCGCAAGUUCCACGAAAAGGCUGGAAAGAUCUCUUGUCUCCGUCGGUCCAGACCGUCCUACCCCCCGAUACUCCUGCAAACACGCUCAUUCCUUGUUUUCCCCAAACCAGGAUUGCCCAUUGCCAACCCCAGGGAGGCUGAGAGGAAGAGGAAGAUGCCCCGGGACACUGAGGCAGAGCAGGAGCUGAGCAUGGAGAGCAGGGAGGACAAAUGCCCGCGGCAGAACCUGGUGGAAGAGGCUGUUUUGAGCGGCUCGAUGGUGCAGGAAGCCAAUGAGGAGGAAAAGCCCCGGAGAUGCCGCACGAGGAGGGGCUGCAAACGCAGCUGGCGGGGAUCUGAGGGGGAAAGAGCCAGCCUGGGCUGGGAAGGCGGCCGGAGACAGAGCCAGAGCUCAGAGCUGGUGCUCCGUGAGCAGCUCCAUGAUGGGGAGAAGCCCCACACUUGUGGGGAGUGUGGGAAGAGCUUCAGGUGGAACUACAACCUGAUUGUGCCCCAGAGGAUCCACACUGGGGAGAAGCCCUGCGAGUGUGGCGAGUGUGGGAUGUGCUUCAUCCAGAGCUCCGGCCUGAUCACGCACCAGAGGACCCACACUGGAGAGAGGCCCUAUGAGUGUUCCAAGUGUGGGAAGAGGUUACAGACCAGCUCUGAUCUCCUCCAUCACUAUCUGAGUCACAGAGAGGAGAGGCGCUUCCAAUGCCCCGACUGCGGGAAGGGAUUCAAGCACAACUCCGCCCUCGUCAGGCACCGGUGCAUCCACACUGGGGAGAGGCCCUACGAGUGUCCCCAGGGUGGGAAGAGCUUCUCCAGCAGCUCUAGCUUGACCCGACACCAACGGAGGCACUGGUAAGGGAAGCCCUGCGAGUGCCCCGAGUGCGGGCAGAGCUUCGUGCGCUGCUCCAGCUCCACCCCCCACUGGAGGAGGCACUUUGGGCACAGCCCAGGUGAGCCACAUUCCCUGUGAUCCAUGUUGAGAACAUACCUGGCUGUUUCGCCUUUUAAUUUCACCUUAAUUUUUCUCUAUUCUCCAUCUCUUUGCACUGCAAAAGCCAAGAGGAAUGGAUCUGUCACCUCAAAAUCACUCAAAUCCCAGUGAUAACAGCUCAAUCUGACCCCAAAAAGAGCUCAAACCCACCUCAAAAAACUCAAUCCCAUGCCAAACUCACUCGAUUCCGCAGUCAUCAGGCUGAGAUGAGGUUGGGAGGUGAUUUAGAGUCGUGGGAUCUCAAUUAGAGUGGUGGGAUGGAGAUUGUGUGGGGUUGGAUGUGUGGGAUGUAUUUGACAGCAAAUAAAACUCUGAGACUUACUGAUUUCUCUCCUGUUCAUGUUCAGUCUUUGCAGUUCUGUUUGCAGAGUGCCGCCUUCUCAGCUCAUUGUCUUUGUGUCCCUUUUCUCUCCUGCCUCUCUUUGCCUGCUCCGUUUCUCUCUCAGUGUCUCCCUGGAUCCACGGACCACCAGAGACCCUCCCCUGAUUUAAUUGACCCAGGCACCACCAGAGACCCUCCCUAUAUUUAGUUGCCUCAGGGACCACCCAAUACCCUCCCCUGAUUUAUUGCCCCAGUGCCCACCAAAGA
Melospiza melodia melodia is the source of this 1628-nucleotide messenger RNA. RefSeq names its product zinc finger protein 3-like. Gene Ontology annotation, molecular function: DNA-binding transcription factor activity, RNA polymerase II-specific; RNA polymerase II cis-regulatory region sequence-specific DNA binding. Gene Ontology annotation, biological process: regulation of transcription by RNA polymerase II. The coding region runs from base 212 to 904 and encodes 230 amino acids. The transcript is spliced from 2 exons. NCBI's taxonomy places the organism in Eukaryota, Metazoa, Chordata, Aves, Passeriformes, Passerellidae. The record is from RefSeq and is a predicted model, not a curated record.